CCAUGGCGUCUUUCUGUGCUUUCUGUUUUGUCUCUGUUGCCGAAAACGUUUGCUUCUGUACAGAUGUAUAUGCUUUGUAACUUAUGGAUGCAACUGGUCAGAGAAUAAUGAGUACGAACGAAGCCGAGGACACAAACAUUGUUAUAAAACAAUUUACCUUUGAAGAAAAAUCCGGAGACGUACUGCAGACACUAACCGUUUCCGUUCCUGAGGUCCUUGACCCGCAGUAUGGGAUGUACGUGUGGCCAUGCGCUGUAGUACUGGCACAAUAUGUUUGGACGCACAGAGAGGAACUCCAAGGAAAGACAGUUCUUGAGAUUGGCGCAGGGGUGAGUUUACCAGGUGUGCUGGCUGCCAGGUGUGGGGCACAGGUGGUGCUGUCAGACAGUGCAGAGCUGCCACGCUGCCUGGAAAACUGUAGCCGCACCUGUCAGGUGAACCAGCUGUUCUUGCCCGUGGUGGGGAUCACCUGGGGACAGGUGACACCUGACCUGCUGCUCCUGCCUGACCUCCACUUCAUCUUGGGAUCAGAUGUCUUCUAUGAGCCUGAGGAUUUUGAAAAUGCCAUGUUUACCAUCACCUUCCUGUUGAGAAGAAGCCCUCAAGCCCAGUUUUGGACGACAUACCAGGAGAGAAGUGCGGACUGGUCCAUAGAAUCCUUGUUGCACAAGUGGGGACUCAAGUGCAUUGACAUUCCACUGGAGUCAUUCCAUGCCAACAGAGAACACCUGGCCGGGUCUAGUCUCCCUGGGAGUCACACGAUACAGAUGAUGAUCAUAUCACUGAAGGAGGCUGGGGAAGGCUGAGGAACCUUGCCAAGAGCAUAAUGAAAACACAUGGACGUGAACUUGGAAAAUCCAGUUACUGAUCAUAUCACAGCUGUAUUUAUGUUGAACACAUAAAUAAAUAUAAUGGAUUUGUAAACUUGGAAUUGUAAUAUAGA
This is a messenger RNA of Megalops cyprinoides (Indo-Pacific tarpon), 943 nucleotides long. It is a transcript of the gene mettl23, whose product is annotated as methyltransferase like 23. Gene Ontology annotation, cellular component: cytoplasm; nucleus. NCBI's taxonomy places the organism in Eukaryota, Metazoa, Chordata, Actinopteri, Elopiformes, Megalopidae. The coding region runs from base 84 to 806 and encodes 240 amino acids. The record is from RefSeq and is a predicted model, not a curated record. The transcript has 5 exons.